Molecule: messenger RNA, 3360 nt
Organism: Leucoraja erinaceus (little skate)
Lineage: Eukaryota; Metazoa; Chordata; Chondrichthyes; Rajiformes; Rajidae
Product: protein APCDD1-like
Exons: 5
Coding region: 638-2179 (513 amino acids)
Biological process (GO): negative regulation of Wnt signaling pathway
Cellular component (GO): plasma membrane
Molecular function (GO): Wnt-protein binding
Source: RefSeq, a predicted model, not a curated record
CAUUCCUUUGAAGACAGCGCUGAAGAGGCAGUCUUCACCUCCCGACCCUCGGCCAGCGCUGGGAACAGCGAGGACUCGGCAAACGCGCUGACCCACUCUGUGCAGCCGGCAAAGGGGGCAGUGGGACCGGGGGCUCUCGCACGGUUUCCAGCGUCUCUCCGGGAUCAUCGCUUCUAAUCCCAGAGGCAUUUCUGGGCCAAGUAAAGAGGGAUUUAAAAAAAAACCCCAGUGGGGAUUUCUGGGCGAAACAAGGAAGGAUUUGUGUUUAAUCCCAGAGGGCGAAGCAAGAAGAGAUUGUAUCUCUUCACUUCUCCGCUCACACAGGCAGCGAAAGUUUCUUGGAAAUAGUUUUAUCUCAUCGAGCUCACACGGACUUUUAACUGCGCCGCCACCGGAUUGAAAAGAAGUGGGGAGGGAACCCCUCGGAGUGGAAGGGACAGCGGCGAUCUGAAGAUCAACCACAGGAGAGGGAGCUGAGUGAAGGGUGAGCCCGUCUCUCCCUCCUCCUCGCCUCCAGCACCGCCCGCACGGAACUUGCUGCUCACGGGUCUGUCUCAACGCGGAUCAAAGCGGAGGCUCGGACCCGCAGCUGGAUUAGUUUGCUGGAAAAGUUUCCGCAGUUUGCUGUGUGUGCGCGAUGGCUCAGCACCGCCUUAAAGCAGCCGCCUCUUACCUGAUGCUGAUACUAAUUCUCCCCGGACUAGAUGCUGCUUCAUCUCUACACGACUCCGAGGAAGCAUUUAACAGGCCGAUUGAGAAGACCUUGGAGAAUUUUAGCAAGGACUUUCAAUGUCAUCACAUGUUAAAGCACCUAUACAAUGGAGCUAGGAUCACUGUGCAAAUGCCACCGAAAGUGGAGAGCCACUGGGUCUCCACAAGUUGUGAGGUGAGACCAGGACCUGAAUUCAUUACACGAUCCUACAGAUUUUACUCCAACAACACAUUCAAAGCUUAUCAGUUUAACUACGGUGACAAUCACUGCACACAGCCUAGCUACACCCUGGUGAUCGUGGGUAAACUCCGCUUGCGCCAGACCUCCUGGAUCAUUCGAGGAGCGACAGAAGCAGAUUACCACCUGCACAGGGUCCAGAUCGUCUGCCACAGCAAGAUGAAGGCGGAGGAAAUAAGCUUGAGGCUGAACCGGUCGUGCCCGGGCUUCCUGCCGGGACCUAAGACCUGGGAGCCUCAGCUGCCCUAUGACCUGUCGAGCAACGAGUCAGGCUGCAACUGUUUCCGAGCUCUGAACUUCGCCAUGCAUGAACUGCAGCUGCUGCGGGUCGAGAAGCAACAUCUGCACCACAAUCCUGAGCAAGUGGUGCAAGAGUUGUUCCUGGGCGACAUCCACACAAACUGGUCCCAGAGGAUGUACAGCCGACCAUCCAGCUAUCAACCCCCACUGCAAGAUGCAAAGAACCACGCCCAUGGUAGUAUGGUGUGCCACAUGAUUUCCCGGUCCAAUGAGUAUCGCCCUCCUGUUUUACCGCCCAAAGCAGACCUGCCUGUGGGGCUGUACGGACACUGGGUGAGUCAACGUUGCGAGGUGCGGCCCGAGGUACUCUUCCUCACCCGGCACUUCGUCUUUCAUGACAACAACAACACAUGGGAAGGGCAUUACUUUCAUUUCUCAGACCCCGUGUGCAAGCACCCAACUUUCACCAUCUACGCCAAGGGCCGUUACAGCCACAGAAUCCCGUCUGCAAAGGUGAUGGGAGGAACAGAAUUUGUGUUUAAAGUGAACCACAUGAAGGUGACUCCAAUGGAUGCAGCUACCGUUUCGCUCUUGAACGUUUUUAGUGGCAAUGCAUGUGGGGCUGAGGGAUCGUGGCAUAUUGGCGUGGAACAAGACGUAACGCACACCAACGGCUGCGUGGCUCUGGGGAUCGGUCUUCCCCACACCGAGUACGAGCUCUUUAAGAUGGAACAGGACGCUAAAGGCCGGUACCUGCUCUUCAAUGGGCAGAGACCGAGCGACGGAUCCAGUCCAGAUAGACCUGAGAAGAGGGCUACAUCUUACCAGGCCCCAUUGGUCCAGUGUGCUGCAUCUGUGGACAGGUUGGAUGAGUCAACGGAAAACAGUAAUCAAAGCAAAAAUAUCAACAAUGGAUCAGUGAGAUACCACCACUCUGCAGGUGCUGCUGUAUUACUGUUUAUUUGCAUGGUCAGGCACGUUUACUGCUAAGCACAGCCUCAAUCUUCUGUGGCUCCAACUCUAAGAAAAUAGAGUUUCUUUCUUCAUUCAGACAGUUUACUCGCUUCAAUGGCCAAAUACUGUUUCUCCAUUUGAAGGUGUCAAUAUGAAUUUUCCACAUUGAACUCCCUGCAGUCAACUUCAGGCAUGGAACUAGUAGCAUCCACUGCACACAGUAAACGCACUUUAUUAAGAUGGAAGAUUUUAUUCGCACUGUAAAAUAUUUACCUAGUUUGCCAAGCAACGUCAUCUGUGGCAUUCUCCUCCUGAGGACUCUGUUUCACGCAACUCUGGAGGUUAAUUUUAAUUGGCAAAUUGAAAGUAUUUGUUUAUUUAAAAGGAAUCAGAAGUUUCAACAUGCAAAAUCUGCAGUUGCAAAAGCAAACAACGGAUGAGAAUAAAAAAGUCACUACUAUCUUCCAUCAAUACUAGUAAAAAAAAGUAUGGUAUUUUUAAAAAUACUGCUUCUACAUUUUAUUUUUCCUUAUAAGGAUACAAGUAAAUAAUUGUACAAUGUCUAUAUAAAUCAGCGAUGUUUCUGCUGUGGAUUUUGUGUGGCACUUGAUUCCAGUUUCUUCAUUAUAAAUCUAGAUGUAGGUUUGACAUUAUUUAUAUUACAAGUAAUCAGAUGUUUCUAUUGGUUUGUUCUUAACUUUUUUUUGCAUAAUUAAUUUUUGUACAUGCUUACGGUAAUUUCUAAAAUCAUAUUUUUUAAAUGUGCGUUUGGGUAAUUAGAUAGCAACUAAAUCAUUAUGCUAUGGUUUAAAUAUUUUCUGAUUUACACAAGUUGUCUGUUUGUUAUUCUCUUAAUUUCUACAUAUAUAUAAAAAGAAACUUCAAAUUAAAUCGUUAUUGGGUUAUUUUUGGAUGCAAAUGGCAUUGUACUGGAGGGAAAAGCAUUUAGUUUAUUGUUAAAGGUGCAUUAUUAAUGAGUUUAGCAUUAUUCCAACAAAAUAAUGCAACUAUCAUGAGUUAUUUCAGAUUGUCAAAGUAGUUUGUGAGUUUCUUAUAAGGGUGAAUAUUUUAAGCUGUAUUGAAUAAAAUUGCAAAAUGGAAUCACAGACCACUUUCUCAAAUAAGACUUCCGAGGUGCAGCAGCAAAGAAAGCAAAUAUAAAGACAGAGGAUACGACAGAUGUUGAAAUCUGGAGCAGAAAAAUAAACUUCUGGACA